ACUUGAUGAAUGAGCUAUCAGUGAGCUACAAAAACAGGACACGAUUGUAUUUCCAGAUGCGGUAUUGACGUCCGUAUUCUUGAAUCUGAUGGUUGACGUCCUUGUAGGUGGUGUUGUAGCUUCGGCUUGACAUGAACGCAGCGUACGUGUGGUGGUAACGUCGGGUGUGAUAUGUGCCAAACUGGGCAUCACCAAUGAUGUCUGCGACUUCCAGCAAAUCAACAGUCGCUGGGUCUUUUUCGUUUGACGGGGAUCCUGGAACCACGGAAAAGCGAGCACACCUUGAUCAUUACUAUUACUUUGUUAAAACCCAUCUGGUCUCGAAGCAGUCUGGGACGCUCGGCUUGUUCAGAAAGGGCAGCAACAGCUUACCAGUUGCGCCGGUUCGAGACAACAUCUACAAUGCUACCGCUCUCUGGGCGCUUUCUGUUGCCUACAGGUCGUUUGGCAAUGAUAAUGGCCGUGGCUAUGAGAUGCAGCAGAGUGCAGUCAAGUGCAUGAGAGCCAUCCUGAUCUGCUACAUGCAGAAUGCACAGAAGGUGGAACGCUUCAAGGAGACACAAAGCAAGGAUGACAGUUUGCCUGCCUACUUCCAUUAUGAGACCGGCGAAGCUAUCCUUGAUCCGGAGAGCGAUGGUCACUUGCAGAUCGAUGCUGUGGCUCUAUAUCUAUUGCAGUUGGCGCAGAUGACAUCAGCUGGUCUGCAGGUCAUCUUCUCUAUGGACGAAGUUAACUUCAUUCAGAACCUGAUUUACUACAUUGAGCGCUCUUACCGCACGCCCGACUAUGGCAUGUGGCAACGCGGCCGUAAAGAUGAUCCCAGCCGCAUGGAGUUGCACGCCAGCUCCAUUGGAUUGGUGAAGGCAGCACUGGAAAGUAUGAAUGGUUUGAAUCUGUAUGGAGCGCAGGGUACUUCACUUACUACAGCUCAUGUUGAUCCUGACGCUCAUCAUCGUAACAGCUCUACCCUGCAGUCUUUACUGCCCAGGGAGUCAAACUCGAAGGAAACCGAUGCCGCUUUACUUCCCGUCGUGGGAUUUCCAGCAUAUGCCAUAGAUAAGGAACUGGCCGGCACAACUAGAGAUAGAGUUGUCUCGAAACUGAAGGGUGUAUGUGGUUUGAAGCGUUUCUCACGUGAUGGUCAGUACACUGUACUGGAGCAGAGUUCUAAGGGAAAGGACGGCCCCACUGAACUAAGGGUUUAUGAUGGAGUUGAGUGUGAGUGGCCUAUAUUCCUCUGCUUCUUGGCCAUUGAAAAGUAUGGUAACGGGGAUGAGGCUGGUGCUCGCGAGUGUUUACAUCAGCUUGAUCGACUCUUGGACAAGGAUGGAGUGGUACCAAAGUGCUACGUAGUGGAGAAGCAGUUUGUGGAAUCUGAGCGCAUAGCGCCAGCAGCCCAGCAUCGACAAGCCCUGCAUGAAGAAGAGCCGUGGCUCUGGGCGCAGAGUCUCUAUAUCAUCACAUGUUUACUGAUAUCAGGUGUGAUAGAUUUGGCUAGCAUCGAUCCACUCGGACGUCACUUGUCGUCAUCACUAGCAGGCUAUCGGCCGUUGAAGCAGGAUGGUCUCAGGAUAGCGGAGAAGAACACCGUUGUGCAGAUAUCUCUUGUGGCAGAGAGUGCUCAUCUUCAAGCUCGCCUUGCAACGUUCGGCAUAGCCUCGCAGACUGUUCAGCAAGUUGAGCCAAUCAUUGUAUUGCCACAAGCAUCUCUUGUGGAUGCAUUCAAAGACCUUGGUGUCAACCCUAGACUAUCUCUGUCGGGUCGACCGUCGAGACCGAAAGGAGCUCUUGGAACCAGCAUGGUAUACCGAAUCAAGGGCGAUGUUGUCGUGUUUACACCUAUCUUUCUGGACCAAACAGAUUUCUACAUGUCCGCCGAUCUUAGCCUGUUGAUUGAUGUUAUCAAGGAUAACCUGAAGUUUAUCUAUGACAAUUGGAACAAGCCAAAGCGGCCGCUAAUGGUGCUAUUGCUUCGCUCCAAUUACGCCGCGAGUGGUGCCCAUGUUUCAGAAAUGAUUGAAAUGAUGGCAGCAUUUAAGCAAGGCGUCUGGGAAGGUGUUCCUGUCAAGCUAGGACGGCUGCAGCAAUUUAUUGCAACAUCGUUUGUGGAGCAGCUUGACUUCGUUAAACAGGAUGUCCGGACGCUUGCUCCAGCUCCCAGUUCUGUGCGACAACAGGUAUUGAACAGAACAUCACGAGUAUCUCUCUUUAACCCAGUGCGAGCUGGUACUGUAACACCACCACCACCACCAGCAGACCUCGGCGAGGAUAUUGAUUUCUCCAAGUUGUACAGCAGUGAAGAGAUCAUGGAUCAUUUCAACGAAAGUGUACUUGUUGUGACGAAGAUGAUGCUACUGAGUCGCCUGUUCCUCUGUCAUGGUCCCGGGUUCCGUACUCCGUUAGGGACGGUUGUUGAGGUGGUGAAAGGCUUGUAUGACAAAGCAUUGACAGACCAAGAUUGGUACAGUAUUCGCAUCGGUGCCAGUUUGCUGGGCAAGACCGUUGAUAGCUUAGCACCAUCCAUUACACUGAUGGUAGCUGUCAACCGACAGGUUUGUAUUGGUGUUGUUGGUCAUGAGGAACGUGUCAUUUCAGAGCCACUACCACCAGCUGAGAUACAGACUGUUCUGUUCAACAGUGUACGUCCACAUCAAGUAGCUGAUGCAUCUCUACAGCAAGAACUGGUGAUCUUCUUGGGAGGUUUUGUCUCAGGUCAGCCCAGCUUAUUUGAAGGAAUGCAGCGUAUUCACCUUGGUUGGCUAACGCAAGCAAUGAGUGACGAAUUGAAGAUGCCUGGUAGUGAAUACCAUGUCAAUAGUAUUUAUCAGCUAUCACCCAGUCAAAUCAAGCAGCUCCUGCUGGAAGUACUGAGUAGCCGGUAUCAGAAUCCUGAGAGGACUUGGCUGCAGCAGCGGCGUCGUGAAGGUUCUCUUAACCGGGUACCUUCUCACUUCUAUGAAAAAGUUUUGCAGGUUCUUUUGCAAAGUCAAGGCGGCCUCAGUCUCUACAAGUAUCACUUGCCGCAGGAACCGCUCGUCCAAGACAACAAACCGCAGGACAAGUCGUUCAUUCUGUGUGUAGAGGAGCUGCUCAGUCAGUCACCGUGUCCCGAGUACCGGCAGCUGAUUGUGGAGUUGCUGGGAGUGCUUGCAUCGCUGUUCGAGCGUAACUCCGAAGUGAAUGCCACUGAAACACUGUCCUUGGACAAGCUGUUGAUGAAGGCUGUGUCAAUGUACGCAACUGAUAAUGACCUGGAUACGGAGUCUAUGAAAAACGAAGCGCUGACCCUGGCCUUCGCCCAGUCCUAUCCACACGGCAAUCAAGGCACGACGGCCUACCUGCUACGUGCAUCAGUCGACCACUUGCUGCACAGUGACGUGGAUUUCGAUGCAAACAAAUGUAUCAUAAGCUAAUCGCCGAGCUUGCAGGGCUUGCUGCUGGUUGUGCUGCAGGCUAGUGCUAGUGCCACAUCAUGCAGUGUGCAAUCACACGCACAGCGUUCCUUUGCUUCUCCAAAUUUGUAUUGAGACAGGUCUGCAUGCUGCCUUACAGCAGUUGAGCCGUGAUAUUUUUUUUCAUAAAAUGAAAAUCCCACACCUUGUUCAAAAAAUAAUUAAUUCAUAAGAAGAAACACCCACAUGACAAGCCCCACCGCCACUGGCAGCAUACUGAUACUGUAAACUAGUCCUCCGCUUCAGUGAUUCUGUAGAGCCCCAUUGUUUGUUUGGUUUUUUACUAACUUUUUAGCAAUACUUGUCUUGUCCCCAGUUUUAUACCCGAUGACUACUUUGCACCAACCACUAUGUUUCAAUUUAUUUUCGUCGUCGACACACUCUAGGAUCUAGGAACGCGUGAAGAUUUUUUAAAAACAUGAAAUCCACGUCAUUCUCACAACCCGUGAAACAAAAAACCAAAAAAUCCA
Messenger RNA from Sycon ciliatum, 3922 nucleotides. RefSeq names its product phosphorylase b kinase regulatory subunit beta-like. Gene Ontology annotation, molecular function: calmodulin binding. Gene Ontology annotation, cellular component: phosphorylase kinase complex. NCBI's taxonomy places the organism in Eukaryota, Metazoa, Porifera, Calcarea, Leucosolenida, Sycettidae. The record is from RefSeq and is a predicted model, not a curated record. Gene Ontology annotation, biological process: glycogen metabolic process. The coding region runs from base 195 to 3413 and encodes 1072 amino acids. The transcript is spliced from 35 exons.